Messenger RNA from Menidia menidia (Atlantic silverside), 872 nucleotides. The record is from the annotation of a GenBank genome assembly. NCBI's taxonomy places the organism in Eukaryota, Metazoa, Chordata, Actinopteri, Atheriniformes, Atherinopsidae.
UUAGUUCAAUACAGUGGCAUGAUUUUGCUCAAUAUAGAAAUAUUUUUAAAAAAUCCUAUUUUUUGAAGCAUUUAGGAGGCAGAAAUAGGAAAAUAGGACUGAAUAAGACAGGGACAGAAUUUUGUAUUUUCAAAAAAUCCUAUUUUUAAGCAUUUAGCAGGCAGAAACAGUAGAACAGGACUGAAUAGCACUGACUCAGGCUCGGUGGCGGUGGAUGAUUCUGCGUGGCGGCUGUGGGCAGCGGUGCAGCCUUGGAUCCGCGGUGGAGCCGCAGCCCCCCCGGCCCCGCGGCCUUCGGCCCGGACACGCUGCAGAGCAGCAACUACUGGCUGGUGCUGCUGCUGCAGCUCGGCCUGCUGACCUUCGACCUGCUGGUCAACGCCUUCAGCGAGCUGCUGCGGCCCCAGCCCGCCGCGCAGCUCGUGCUGUUCAUCAUCCAGGACAUUUCCAUCCUGUUCAACCUGAUCAUCAUCCUGCUGAUGCUGUUCAACACCUUCGUGUUCCAGGUGGGCCUGGUGGCCAUUCUGCUGGAGCGCUUUAGAGCUUUAUUAUUGCUCUCCGCUCUCUACCUCACCUUCAGCAUCAUCCUGCACUCCUGCCUCAUGAAUCUACGCUGGCUAAACACAGACAGAUAUAUCUGGACAGACGGCCUCCAGGUGCUGUUUGUGGUCCAAAGAUCUGCUUCUGUUUUGUACUACUACUUCUAUAAGAGGACCUCGGAGUACCUGGGGGACCCCCGUCUGUAUGAGGAUUCACCCUGGCUGCGAGAGGUCUUUGCUCGGGUCAGACAGUGACCAGUGACCAGGGAAAGGAAAUGUAUUUUAAGAGCAUUUAAAGUUUAAUCAAGAACUAAUGUAUAUGUAAAACAUAGA